AUGGCGGUGGAGCUGUACCAGAAGGUACUGGUCCUGGGCGUGGCUGUCUGGAUGAUUAUUUAUACUCGUCCCCUCCUCGUUCUCCUCGCCGUCUCCCGCCAUCGCGCCCAGCUGUGGCCCUCACAGGGUGCGCUCGCUGGCUCUCACCUGACAGGUCCCUGGCCUCAGGACGACAGCCAGCAACAACACGUUCCCUACAUGAGGGACAAAGCGACGCAGACCCCCAGGGCCUGGGCAGAUGAGAGGAGGAGGGGCUCUCACAAACGCUCGGCCUCCUGUGGGAGCACCGACCAACUCAAGGAGAUUGCCAAAUUGCGUCAGCAGCUUCAGCGCAGCAAACGCAGCAGCCGCCAUCGGAGGGACAAGGACCGCAAGUCCCCGUUCAAUGGCAGCCAUGCCAUCAUCCAGUCACAGUCGCCUAUGCCCAAGACCAUUCUUAUACCGAUCCCUAUAUCCAAAUCCUCGGCUCCUCGCUUCCGCAACAGCGUGGAGGGUCUGAACCAGGAGAUUGAACGCAUCAUCAUCCGAGACACUCCUGAGAAGGAAGAGACUAUUGUUCCACAGGAUGUCCCCGAUGGCCACCGCGCACCCCCACCAGUCCCCCAUCGGCGCAGCAGCAGCACCCGCAGCAUCGAUACACAGACUCCAUCAGGGGGUGGCCUGAGUGGUAACCAUAGCAACUGCAGCAGCCGCCCGGAUUCCAUCUCCCCCUCCUACCUCAGCGUCCUCAACGACACGGCUGGAGGCAGCCCCUACGAGGACAAAGAGCUAAGUCCGUGCUCCCCACUGCCCAAAUACGCCGCCUCUCCCAGACCCAACAACAGUUACAUGUUCAAGAGAGAACCACCAGAGGGCUGUGAGAAGGUCAGAGUGUCUGAGGAGUCCAUGCCCAAACCUCUGGAAGAGAUCCCUCCCUUCCUGUGUCCUGACCGCAACAAGGUCAACUUCAUCCCAAACAGCGGUUCUGCCUUCUGCCUCGUCAGCAUCCUCAAACCCCUGCUUCCCACCCCGGACCUCAACUUUCGCCCGGGGGUGGGCCUCCGAAGCCUGUCCCCAUCCCUGGUGCCUCUGUCCACCCAGCCCUGUCUCUUGGAGGAGCCUGAGAGCUUCUGACUGCCCCGUUGGCCUCAAAGUCAACAACCCCCUCCCCCCAUCAGCUAAAUCAGAAACCCUUAUGGAAAACAUUAUGGGAUUAACCCUUUUGUUCCUAAAACAACAAAAAACGCCUUUAGCAUGCCAGCUAAGCUCUCUCUGAUGUCCUUCUUUUGUUAAAAAGCUCUUCCCACUGCCUCCUCCUCUGACGUGAGACUCCUGCCUUCCUGAGCAGGCGUUUGUAGCUCACAUUUCACCGCUUUGUUCUACCUUUAGCACUGGUUCUGUCAUUGUUCUUCCGUAAGCAAACGGCCGAAGGGACAGACUUUUCUUUGAUUACAUCGUAUUAUACCAUGGCGCCUUUCCACGGACAUAUCUCUUUUUCUAUCUAUGGUUGUUUGUCUUUAUAUAAAUUAUGCCUUCCAUUAUGAAAAAAAAGGCCGCUGGUUUCCUUGGAGACCGCCAGAUCGACCACAGAGGCUAACUUUGGUGCUGCCAGAUGUAUCGUAGCAUACUUUGACGGGACGUGAGAAGUUCAAAAUGUGCCUGAUGUUUUAGACCGCAGUUUCCCUGAACCACCAUAAUGCUCUGAUCAUCUUUGAUCUUUAGUCUAAUUAUGAUCAUUGCACUAUGAAGGCUAUAGAUACAAGCAGUAAGGCAGAUGAAGUUCAAACAGUAUAUCCUUUAAAAAAAACUUGUAGACCAAAUCCUGAUAUCUGUUUGCCAUUUUUUAUCAGCCAUUUGCUGGGAAGUGUGUAUCAAUGGGAAACACAGGCCAGGGCUAUGAUGUUUGACGCGUGUUCAACCUGUAUCUGCUUGCCCCCCCACCCCGUCCAACCUUCCUAAGCGGCAGCCUUUGCUCACAGCAUCCCAUUAUCUCUUCAACACUUUAACCCUCACCCUUCUUUACUUAGUUUUUUAAGCUUUUUCUCCUUGUUAAAGGUCCCCCUGUCUUGGUCAGCUUCUUUUGCUUUUGAAUGCAACGACUUGCAGGGUUCUUCUCACGGAGAGGCUGGUCAACCCAGAGUUCUACGCUUCUGCAGACCAUUAGGGUAAGCUGGGUUACAGAAAUAGUCAGGGCUAGCGGGUCGAGUAACAACACUGUUCUGUGUGGUAGAUCAUUCAAAAUUAGCUACUUUCAGUUUUCCUGCUGCGUUUAAAAUUGAAUUUGAGAAAAAACAAAAGGUGUAAGAUAUUUGGAAUGAAACUGUAUUUUCUUCUAAAUGUAAAAAACGUUUUUGUUGAUCAAUCAUCCUGCAACAGAGAGAGAGAGAACUGCUUUCAGCAGAUAACAGGAAUGCUGUAUGGAGUGUUUUAGCCUCUGUCUAGUAUUCAACAUGCUAGAUUUUAAAACGUUGGCAGUUUUUUCUUCGAGUGGUUAAGGUAAAAAAUUACAUGAUCUAGGAAAAACAAAGUAAGACUGCCAUUUUGGUAAUGCUAGACAUGUUUACUGCUAACAUAAGAUUCUAAAGAGGCUUAAAAAUCUCUACAUUGGAAUCUUUUGCUUUAAAAAUUUAAAACUUAUGUCAUCUAAAUAAUGACUUUUUGUGUUAGGAAGGCUAGAGAAACAUUUUGCUUGUGGUUUUAUUUUAUAUCAACGGAAUCAGAAUUGGCUAAAAUCAGUACUGGAAAGUCAGAGCACUACAAAACUGGACAUCCUAAAUCCUAAAAUAUUAGGCCUAAACUGAUUGGCUCUUCCAUGUGAUGUCCGGUUUUGUAAAAUAAAAAAUAAAAAUCUACAUUUUGUCAGACAAAAAUGUACCUUUUAAGUCAGUAAGCAGCAUAAUGUUUAGAGAUCAAAACUUUCCUUGAAGGGUUUUUACGUCUUGUGCAAAAGGGAGACUAUUGUAGACAAGUAAUAAUUACCACAUGCUUUGCUUUGUCCUCCCCCGUUGCCAUUAAGCUAAGUUCAUUGAAAAAAGCUGCAGUUGUUUUGGUAACAUUAGCCUAGCACUACUUUAGCCAUGCUCGUGGUACACAGCAGCUCUUUAAGAGUCUCAGUCAGAAUUUUACAUUCCCCUACCACAAUUUCUCCAGAUAUUUCAUUGCCUUCUUUUUGACGUUGAUUUUUUUCUGCUAUUAUUACCUUACUCUGUUUGACAUUUGCCAACUGGACUUUUUGGAGAGACUGAAUGAUCCAGGAUAAUCUAAAUGAAUAGAAAUCAACACCUCAGUCUGAGUUUAAUGAAUCUAAACAAGAGUUUUACUGAGAUAAAUUGACUUAUUUGAUAUCGUUCUCUUUUGUUGAGAUAACAUUUUCCAGUAGGAAUCGGGUCAGAUAACUGUGUAGUUUACAGAUUGACAGCCUCUCCGUGCCAGAACCCACUCUCCUGUAUUUUUGUAGAUGUCACAAUUACUUAAAGGUGCCUGCUACAGUGGGAUAGGAAUGUACUGGACUUGUAAAUACAGAGGCACUGUGUUUGUAUUACUGGCUGACAGAGAUAUGUAUUCGAAUGAGGCAACAAGUGUAACAUACGACUUCUCAGCUGAGUACUGUGAAUUACAACUUGACUCAUUAUUGUGAAUAAUAACGUAUUUAUUUAUCGGACAGGAGAGGAAUUGGGUCUUCAGAGAUUUCUAAACAAGAACUGACAUCUCAGGUCAUAGAGAAUAGGAUACAAAGAUAUAUGCUAACAUAAAGAGAGCAAAACAACAGCUGCUUUCUGUGUAGCCUCACACAGUGGAAAUCCUGACUGACUUUAAUUUGUAGCCGAGUAGAUGUAGAAAAGUGUGGAUGUUAUUUGUUCAGACAGUAGUGGACGACCGUAGUUAUGUAAAAAAAAAAAAUAAAAAAAAAUGGAAGUCUGUUCCAAAAUAUAAAAUCCACUUGCUGAAACACAAUCAUAACAACGGCGGCACGUUUCGAUUUAGCGCUUGAAAAUGCUACCAAAAAAGAAAAAUCUGAAACGUAGAUGCAGAUUCAUCCAAUCUUUUUGUUUGUUUCAGAGUGGAUUAAACAACAUUUUGGAAUGAGGCUUUGUUUCUUUGUUUGCGUGUCCAGUUGACUGGGAACCAAACUGCCAAGUUUUCAUCUUUUCAACCCCUUUGAGUGAAAUAAAAGGCAUAGUUAAAAUAAA
Messenger RNA from Girardinichthys multiradiatus, 4169 nucleotides. It is a transcript of the gene fam117ba, whose product is annotated as family with sequence similarity 117 member Ba. The transcript has 8 exons. The record is from RefSeq and is a predicted model, not a curated record. NCBI's taxonomy places the organism in Eukaryota, Metazoa, Chordata, Actinopteri, Cyprinodontiformes, Goodeidae. Bases 1 to 1113 code for a protein of 370 amino acids.